CUAAUAUUCUAAUUUUAUUGUCUUGACCUGCCAUCAAUCAUGGCAUCUCCUGUUGUUUCAAAAAAAAAGUCAGUAUCAUGGGCCAACUUACUUCUUGGUGCUGGAAUUCAAGUUUUUGAGGUAUCUACUCUGGGUCAGCCGUUCGAGGUCGUUAAAACCCAUAUGGCAGCUAAUCGAGGAGAUGGACUCAUUCAAGCAGUCAAAAAGACAUUCCAACGUGGUGGGAUCGCUGGGUUCUAUCAAGGUCUGAUUCCUUGGGCAUGGAUCGAGGCAUCUACCAAAGGUGCUGUAUUACUCUUUGCUAGCUCGGAACUUGAACAUAUUGCUACAACUAGUAUGGGAAUGUCCAAGGCAGCAGCAGGUGUAAUGGGUGGUAUGGGCGGUGGUGUUGCACAGGCGUAUACAACAAUGGGAUUUUGCACGUUUAUGAAAACUGUCGAGGUAACUCGACACAAGAACCCUGGAGUUUCCCUGUCCACUUGGGCUGUUGCUGGUGAUAUUUUCAAGCGGGAAGGCGUCCGAGGCAUCAACAAGGGAGUGAAUGCAGUUGCAUUACGCCAAAUGACCAACUGGGGUAGCAGACUAGGCAUUGCUCGUGUUACAGAAUCCACCAUUAUUGGGCUUCGCUCGCCAGACCAGACCAGCAAACCGCUCUCUAUCCCUGAGCGUCUUUUUGCAUCAGUCAUUGGUGGUGCACUAGCAUGCUGGAAUCAGCCUAUCGAGGUUAUUCGUGUUGAAAUGCAAUCUCAAAAAGUAGAUCCUAGUCGACCUGCCAAGAUGACAAUAGCCAACACGGGAGCAUGGAUCUGGAAAACAAUGGGCAUUCGAGGUUUCUACCGUGGAGUCACUCCACGUAUUGGUUUAAGCGUGUAUUUGACAGUAUGCAUGGUAUUUGGAGGGGAUCAACUCAAGGCUUGGUUUGCCCAGCAAUCCAAGAAAUGAAUGGCUGAUUUCCUACUUAGUCCUCUUUAAAUUACACAAGGUCUAUCCAUUAU
Molecule: messenger RNA, 995 nt
Organism: Batrachochytrium dendrobatidis JAM81
Lineage: Eukaryota; Fungi; Chytridiomycota; Chytridiomycetes; Rhizophydiales
Exons: 5
Coding region: 40-942 (300 amino acids)
Biological process (GO): alpha-ketoglutarate transport; mitochondrial citrate transmembrane transport
Cellular component (GO): mitochondrion
Molecular function (GO): tricarboxylate secondary active transmembrane transporter activity
Source: RefSeq, a predicted model, not a curated record